AUGAGUGAUUUAAGAGAUUUUGAUAUCAAACUGUUACAUGAUAAUAUUUAAAGUUGUUUCUAAUAUUUAGAUAAAAAGAUAUAUAGAGCAAUGAAUGUAGCACCAAUCAGUAAUACAAUCAUUAUUGAAAAACCAAAUACAGCAAUGUAUAUUUUAAGAUGAUUUAAAGAGCUCAUGAAUAUAAAGAAUUGCAACAUCAUGUGAAAUAGCUUUAACUAAAAUAUGAUGAGGUUUGCUACAAGUAUAUGUCACUAUUGACAAAAUACCAAAACAUGAAUAUUACUUUAAAAUUGUAACAAGAAGAAAUAGAACACUAAUGUCAACUAAUAAAAGAAAUGAAAUUAAUGCACUUACAAUAGCCUGGAGUAAUUGAGAUACCAGUUUAUGAAUAUUUGAGAGAAUUUACAAAAAAUAAUCAUAGCUAAUUAAGUAAUUUUUUAUAAAUAUUGAUGCAUACAAAAAAGAUGGAUCUUUCUAUGAUUGAAUUGCUUUAAAAUAUAGAAAAAUAUUAUAGGCCUUAAAAUAAAUUACAAUUUUAAGAUAAAUAUGUUUAUCCAAAAGUACCUUUGAGAAAAAUAAGAGAAAGGAUAUUGAAAACUCUGCCUGAUUAGACAGUUUCAUAAAAUAUAAUACCUGAACGAUCUAUAUCAUUUUAAUGA
Molecule: messenger RNA, 659 nt
Organism: Paramecium sonneborni
Lineage: Eukaryota; Ciliophora; Oligohymenophorea; Peniculida; Parameciidae
Source: the annotation of a GenBank genome assembly